Molecule: messenger RNA, 1373 nt
Organism: Jaculus jaculus (lesser Egyptian jerboa)
Lineage: Eukaryota; Metazoa; Chordata; Mammalia; Rodentia; Dipodidae
Product: nucleoporin SEH1-like
Exons: 2
Coding region: 52-1320 (422 amino acids)
Biological process (GO): positive regulation of TORC1 signaling; cellular response to amino acid starvation
Cellular component (GO): nuclear pore outer ring; Seh1-associated complex
Molecular function (GO): structural molecule activity; protein binding
Source: RefSeq, a predicted model, not a curated record
CCGCACGCCGCCCUCUGGGAGGCGGCGCGCCGCAUCGCGUCGCGGGGAGCCAUGUUUGUGGCGCGCAGCAUCGCGGCGGACCAUAAGGAUCUCAUCCACGAUGUCUCCUUCGACUUCCACGGGCGCCGCAUGGCCACCUGCUCCAGCGACCAGAGCGUCAAGGUCUGGGACAAAAGUGAAAGUGGAGACUGGCAUUGUACCGCUAGCUGGAAGACACAUAGUGGAUCUGUAUGGCGUGUGACAUGGGCUCAUCCUGAGUUUGGACAGGUUUUGGCCUCCUGUUCUUUUGAUCGAACAGCUGCUGUGUGGGAAGAAAUAGUAGGAGAGUCCAAUGAUAAACUGCGAGGACAGAGUCACUGGGUGAAGAGGACGACUUUAGUGGAUAGCAGAACAUCUGUUACUGAUGUGAAAUUUGCUCCCAAGCAUAUGGGUCUUAUGUUAGCAACCUGUUCAGCAGAUGGUAUAGUAAGAAUAUAUGAGGCACCAGAUGUCAUGAAUCUCAGCCAGUGGUCUCUGCAGCACGAGGUCUCCUGUAAACUAAGCUGUAGUUGUAUUUCUUGGAACCCUUCAAGUUCUCGUGCCCACUCCCCCAUGAUAGCUGUAGGAAGUGAUGACAGUAGUCCAAAUGCAAUGGCCAAGGUUCAGAUCUUUGAAUACAAUGAAAACACGAGGAAAUAUGCAAAAGCUGAAACUCUUAUGACAGUCACUGAUCCUGUUCAUGAUAUUGCAUUUGCUCCAAAUUUGGGAAGAUCUUUCCACAUUCUAGCAAUAGCAACCAAAGAUGUGAGAAUUUUUACAUUAAAGCCUGUGAGGAAAGAGCUUACUUCCUCUGGUGGGCCAACAAAAUUUGAAAUUCAUAUAGUGGCUCAGUUUGAUAAUCAUAAUUCCCAAGUCUGGAGGGUGAGCUGGAACAUAACGGGAACAGUGUUAGCAUCUUCUGGAGAUGAUGGCUGUGUAAGAUUGUGGAAAGCGAAUUAUAUGGACAAUUGGAAGUGCACUGGUAUAUUGAAAGGUAAUGGGAGCCCAGUUAAUGGGAAUUCUCAACAGGGAAAUUCAACUCCUUCCCUUGGCUCAACUAUUCCAAAUCUCCAAAAUUCAUUAAAUGGAUCUUCUGCUAGCAGAAAGUAUUUCUUUCCCCCUCUGGAUUCCCCAAGGGCUGGAUCAAGAUGGUCCAGUUCUUCUCAGCUCCUUCCUCCUCCUCCUGCUCCUCUGGUAGAGCACUCUUGUGAUGCCGACACUGCCAACCUCCAGUAUCCUCAUCCUCCCAGAGGGUAUCUCUCUCGGCCUCUUAAUCCCUUACCUGAGAAUGAAGGGGUUUAAGUGCUGACUCAAAGGCCUCCUUACUCAAAUGCUUGUAAAUGCUUUCAUCCCAG